Oncorhynchus mykiss (rainbow trout) is the source of this 2147-nucleotide messenger RNA. RefSeq lists its product as uncharacterized. Gene Ontology annotation, biological process: regulation of gene expression. Gene Ontology annotation, cellular component: nucleus. NCBI's taxonomy places the organism in Eukaryota, Metazoa, Chordata, Actinopteri, Salmoniformes, Salmonidae. The record is from RefSeq and is a predicted model, not a curated record.
CUAUGACGCCGAACAAACGGAAGUGACCAAUAACAAUUUCCACGUUAAGGUUGUCAUUUUUAACGUUUAAUAACACACUGGACCAUUUUUAAUUUAACUGCAUAGCAUCACAUACUUACAUCAGGUUGGGUUUAAUUCGCGUUAGCUAACAAUGGCUAACUGUGACGGUAUGGUUUUUCACACUCAAAUAGCCUCCAUUAUGGAGGUUCUAGCGAAUGCAGCUGUGGCAGAGAUCUGUAAACUCGUAGACGACGACUAUGCAGUGUUUCGUUUGGAAAUAACUCAAAGCCAGAAAGAAAACAGGGCUUUGCGGAGGAAACUACAGCUACUGGAACUGAAGGUAUCACGGGAGCGCGUCCUCGCGAGUCGUCCCAAUAGUGUCAAGAUCCUCGACCGAUACAGAGGAAUGGCAAGAGGACAUCUUGCUGGAGGACACAGGAGCUUUGUGAAGCCAACGGGACCCAAUGCGUGGAGAGAUGACCAACCAAUCACUGUUGAUGAGGGGAAUGGAACCUCAACCCAGCAUGUUAUUUUGAUAGAGUCUGCAGAUGCAGAGGCUGCAGGUCCUGGAGGAUCAUCUCUGGUCAAGCAGGAGAGGACUGAAGGAGAGGACCCAACACACAGCAGAGACAUCCAGACUGAAGCAGCGGCUGGAGUGGUGCCCCCUGUGGCCGUGGAGGACCUCACCACCACGCCCCAGCACAGGACCCGAUCCAGCAUCACGGAGGUCAGUGGAACGCUGAACGCCGUCCUCAAGUCAGAGACAGACGCCGAGACACACAGGCUCUUACACACAGGAUCUGACCACGGAUCAGACCCAGAGAGACUGUUGUUGGGGAGACCUGGCUGUUCUCCUGCUCCUGACUCAAAGUAUUUACUUUAUGGAAGCCCAAGCCCAAGGUCGGUUCAUUCCCAUGAGGACUCGGGUGAUGCGUUAGAGACUGGCAAUGAUCUGUCUCGUUCUUAUACUACAGCGAUGGACCCUGGCAUCAUGCCCUUGGUAUUAGAGACACAGACUGAUCUGUCUAGAGGGGACUGGAACCAGUACAGUAGUAGUGUAUACUCUGAAGGGUGCAUAGAUAAGAAAAGGGAGGUUAUAGCGAUAGAUGAGGUGACUGUGAAAAUGGAAGAUGACGCUCCUCUGACAUGUAAUGCAGACCAGACUCAUUUAUGGGAAAGAUACUCGCAGAGCAACACCAGUGACUUAGACUGCAGGGAUAGGUUAGAGACAAAUCUAAAUGUUGCGACCCACUCCCCUUUACACGCGGUCAGAGAUCGCGACCCAGUAUCCCCGUCGAUGGCACCUUAUGAUUCACAUGGCAGCAUCUUUUUCGAUCAGGUAUUUAACUCUGACGACAGGGCUAGAGACGAGUGUCGGGGAGGGGGAGCAAUGUCAAGCAAUAGUAAAGAGAAACGGUUCCUCUGCAUGUUCUGUAACAAAGGCUUUAGCUGCCUCCAGAAGAUGGAGAUCCACCAGAGGGUCCACACAGGGGAGAAUCCCUUCAGCUGUACCCAGUGUGAGAAGAGAUUCUCCCGCCAGGACCACUUGAAGAGGCACCAGAGGGUCCACACAGGGGAGAAACCAUUUAGCUGCCCCCAGUGUGAGAAGAGGUUCUCCCAGGCUGGUGACCUGAAGAGGCACCAGAGGGUCCACACUGGGGAGAAACCCUUUAGCUGUACCCAGUGUCACAUGCGCUUUGCCCUGGCUGGCAACCUGAAGAUGCACCUGAAGGUCCACAAGGGAGAGAGGCCGUUCACUAGUAUGCUUUGUGGGAAGACGUUCUCAGAGAGGAGCUACCUCAGGACACACCAGCAGAAAACACAUCCCGCUGUAUAAUAUAGAAAAGUAACCAUUUUGCUCGAUUGCUUCUGCCGUUUAGAUCAAACCCUGCAUUAAAGUCAGAUACAUUUUUAUUGUUGUCAGCUGAAAAGAUCCACAGAUGCAUUUGGAAUAACGAGAGUAACAGAUUUCAGUGUUGGAUAUUCCUGGGUAGAAUUUUGCAUCCAGACAUUGUGUGAUAUACAGUGCCUUCAGAAAGUAUUCACAUCCCUCGACUUUCUCUACAUUUCAUUCUUACAGCCUCAAUUUCAAAUUGAUGAAAUUGAGAUUGCCUUUUUACAAAUUAAUAAAAAAUGAUAAGCUGGAA